This is a messenger RNA of Henningerozyma blattae CBS 6284, 780 nucleotides long. RefSeq names its product proteasome core particle subunit beta 2 (gene PUP1). NCBI's taxonomy places the organism in Eukaryota, Fungi, Ascomycota, Saccharomycetes, Saccharomycetales, Saccharomycetaceae. Bases 1 to 780 code for a protein of 259 amino acids. The transcript has a single exon. Gene Ontology annotation, cellular component: proteasome core complex. The record is from RefSeq and is a predicted model, not a curated record. Gene Ontology annotation, molecular function: threonine-type endopeptidase activity.
AUGGCAGGUUUAUCUUUUGAUAAUUAUCAACGUAAUGCAUUUUUAGCUUCUCAAUCACAUAACACACCAAAGGCUACCUCUACUGGUACUACAAUCGUGGGUGUUAAAUUCAACAAUGGUGUUAUUAUUGCCGCUGAUACUAGAUCUACUCAGGGCCCAAUUGUUGCUGACAAGAAUUGUGCUAAGUUACAUAGAAUGGCCCCACGUAUUUGGUGUGCAGGUGCAGGUACUGCAGCUGAUACUGAAGCCGUCACUCAAUUGGUUGGCUCCAAUUUAGAAUUACAUUCUUUAUAUACUCACAGAGAACCUCGUGUUGUAUCUGCAUUACAGAUGCUAAAACAGCAUUUAUUUAAAUACCAAGGCCAUAUCGGUGCUUAUUUGAUUGUUGCAGGUGUUGACCCCACCGGACCGCAUCUAUUCGCUGUUCAAGCUCAUGGUUCUACAGAUGUAGGAUUUUAUCACUCUUUAGGUUCUGGUUCAUUGGCUGCUAUGGCCGUAUUAGAAACUAAUUGGAAACAAGAUUUAACUAAGGAAGAAGCUAUGAAGUUGGCUUCCGAUGCUAUCCAAGCUGGUAUUUGGAAUGAUUUAGGUUCCGGUUCUAAUGUCGAUUUAUGUGUAAUGGAAGUUGGUAAAGAUGCAGAAUAUUUAAGAAAUUACAUCACACCAAAUGUCAGAGAACCAAAACAACAAAGCUACAAAUUCAAAAGAGGCACAACUGCUGUACUCAGAGAAGUGGAAAUCGAGGUUUAUCAAGAACAAGAGAUCGAUAUUUCAGCAUAG